Molecule: messenger RNA, 3856 nt
Organism: Dryobates pubescens (Downy woodpecker)
Lineage: Eukaryota; Metazoa; Chordata; Aves; Piciformes; Picidae
Gene: SLC4A7
Product: solute carrier family 4 member 7
Biological process (GO): transmembrane transport; monoatomic anion transport; regulation of intracellular pH
Cellular component (GO): apical plasma membrane; basolateral plasma membrane; plasma membrane
Molecular function (GO): solute:inorganic anion antiporter activity; monoatomic anion transmembrane transporter activity; sodium:bicarbonate symporter activity
Source: RefSeq, a predicted model, not a curated record
CUCGGCGGGGCCGCGAUGGAAGAGGAGCGGGCGGGCGAGCAGAUGAGACCGUUGCUCACCACGGGUCACGAUGAAGAAGCUGUUGUGGAUAUGGGCAAAAUUAGCUCUACCAUCAAUACAAACUUUGAGAAAGAAGAACUAGAGAGUCACAGAGCUGUGUAUAUUGGAGUUCAUGUCCCCUUUGGAAAGCAAGGUCGUCGACGACACAGACAUCGUGGGCACAGGCAUCACAGGAGAAAAAAAGAAAAAGAAACUGACAGAGAGGAUGGUCGAGAGUCUCCCUCCUAUGAUACUCCAUCCCAGCGAGUGCAGUUUAUCUUGGGUACUGAAGAUGAUGAUGAACACAUUCCUCAUGAUCUCUUCACUGAAAUGGAUGAACUUUGCUUCAGGGAUGGAGAAGAAUAUGAAUGGAAAGAAACAGCUAGGUGGUUGAAAUUUGAAGAGGAUGUUGAAGAUGGUGGGGAUCGAUGGAGCAAGCCUUAUGUAGCAACUCUGUCCCUGCACAGUCUCUUUGAACUGCGAAGCUGUAUUCUCAAUGGGACGGUCAUGCUGGACAUGAGAGCAAACACACUAGAUGAGAUAGCAGAUAUGGUUUUGGACAACAUGAUUGCCUCUGGCCAGUUGGAUGAAUCCAUAAGAGAGAAUGUUAGAGAGGCCCUUCUGAAAAGGCAUCAUCAUCAGAAUGAGAAAAAAUUCAGCAAUCGGAUUCCCCUGGUUCGGUCCUUUGCAGAUAUAGGCAAGAAACAUUCUGACCCUCACUUGCUUGAACGAAAUGGGGAAGGCCUUUCAGCCUCCCGCCACUCUUUGCGAACAGGUCUCUCUGCCUCAAAUAUUUCCCUGAGAGGAGAAAACCGUUUGUCACUUCUUCUCAAUUACCUUCUUCCUUCUUCAAGAGCUGGGACCCCGGCAACCUCAAGGCAUACAACCCCUGUAACUACCCCUCAAAACACACCACCCUCCAGUCCUAUGUGCAGCCACCCGCCAACCACAAGUGCCCAGCCAAGUCCACUUCAGGGCAAGGAAUUGCUGGUGUCACCUGCCAGUGAUGAUAUUCCUUCAGUAAUAAUCCACCCACCUGAGGAGGACUUAGAAGUUCAGGAAAGCCAGGAAAAGAAGACAGAGGAAAAUGUUGACAAAACACCAGGGCUAUUAGCAUCUCCACAGUCAGCACCUGGAAAUCUAGACACUGGGAAAAGUGGAGACGUUAAAGGUACUGGGACAGGAGGAAGCAGAGAAAACAGCACUGUAGAUUUUAGUAAGGAUUCUGCCUCCUGGCAUUGUAGUUGUGGCACACUUGGUGCGGGACUCAAGAGGUCAUCUGUUGAUAUGAACUUCAUGAGGAAAAUUCCUUCAGGAGCAGAAGCAUCAAAUGUACUAGUGGGAGAAGUAGAUUUUUUAGAAAGACCUAUUAUUGCUUUUGUGAGGCUCUCCCCUGCUGUGCUUCUCUCAGGUCUCACAGAGGUUCCAGUUCCUACACGGUUUUUGUUUUUGUUGUUGGGACCAGCAGGAAAAGCUCCCCAGUACCAUGAAAUUGGAAGAUCAAUAGCAACACUUAUGACAGAUGAUGUUUUCCAUGAUGUUGCCUACAAAGCAAAAGACCGGAAUGAUUUGUUGUCAGGAAUUGAUGAAUUUUUAGACCAAGUGACAGUGCUGCCUCCAGGAGAAUGGGAUCCAUCUAUACGAAUUGAGCCACCAAAAAGUGUUCCUUCCCAGGAGAAAAGGAAGGCACCAAAAUUUCCAAAUGGAUCUACUCCUACAGGAGAGACUCUCAAACAAGAAGGCCAUCAUGCUGGACCUGAACUUGAGAGAACUGGAAGGCUUUUUGGUGGUUUGAUACUUGACAUCCAAAGGAAAGCACCUUUUUUCUUGAGUGACUUCAAGGAUGCAUUAAGCCUGCAGUGCCUGGCCUCGAUUCUUUUCCUAUACUGUGCCUGUAUGUCUCCUGUAAUCACUUUUGGAGGGCUCCUGGGAGAAGCUACACAAGGCAGAAUAAGUGCAAUAGAAUCUCUCUUUGGAGCCUCAUUAACUGGGAUUGCCUAUUCUCUCUUUGCUGGGCAACCUCUUACUAUUUUGGGGAGCACCGGACCAGUUCUAGUAUUUGAAAAAAUAUUAUUUAAAUUUUGCAGGGAUUAUGGUCUUUCUUACCUCUCUCUGCGAACUAGCAUUGGUCUGUGGACUGCAUUUUUAUGCAUAGUGCUUGUAGCCACAGAUGCCAGCAGCCUUGUGUGCUACAUCACUCGCUUCACCGAGGAAGCUUUUGCAGCCCUUAUCUGCAUCAUAUUUAUUUAUGAGGCAUUGGAAAAGCUUUUCCAUUUGGGAGAAGUGUAUGCCUUCAAUAUGCACAAUGAUUUGGAUAAACUGACUUUAUAUUCAUGUGUGUGUUCUGAGCCUGAAAAACCCAGCAAUGAAACAUUGCAAGUGUGGAAGAAAAAUAAGUCUGUGGAAAAUAUAGCUUGGAGUAACCUCACAGUUUCUGAAUGUUUAGAAUAUCAUGGUGUGUUUCGUGGAUCAGCUUGUGGCCAUCAUGGACCAUAUAUUCCAGAUGUUCUCUUCUGGUCUGUCAUAUUAUUCUUUACAACAUUUUUCCUCUCCUCUUUCUUUAAACAAUUCAAGACCAAACGCUAUUUCCCAACUAAGGUGCGUUCUACCAUCAGCGACUUUGCAGUAUUUCUGACCAUAGUAAUUAUGGUUUUAAUUGACUAUCUUGUGGGAGUACCUUCUCCUAAGCUUCACGUUCCAGAGAAAUUUGAACCCACUCGAAAAGACAGAGGAUGGUUCAUAGAUCCUCUCGGACCCAAUCCCUGGUGGACGCUCUUGGUAGCUGCUAUCCCUGCUUUACUCUGUACCAUUCUUAUUUUCAUGGAUCAACAAAUAACAGCUGUUAUUAUAAACAGGAAGGAGCAUAAGCUGAAGAAAGGCUGUGGUUAUCACCUUGAUCUGCUCAUGGUUGGUGUUAUGUUGGGGAUAUGUUCUAUCAUGGGGUUGCCGUGGUUUGUUGCUGCGACUGUCCUGUCUAUAAGUCAUGUUAACAGCCUUAAAGUUGAAUCUGAAUGCUCAGCACCAGGAGAGCAACCAAAAUUUCUGGGAAUUCGGGAGCAGCGUGUGACAGGAUUGAUGAUUUUUGUCCUAAUGGGGCUGUCAGUGUUCAUGACCUCAGUGUUAAAGUUUAUUCCAAUGCCAGUUUUGUAUGGUGUCUUUCUUUACAUGGGAGUAUCUUCAUUAAAAGGCAUUCAGUUUUUUGACCGUAUAAAACUAUUUGGAAUGCCUGCCAAGCAUCAGCCUGACCUGAUUUAUCUACGUUAUGUGCCACUUUGGAAGGUCCAUAUCUUUACAGUUGUUCAACUCACUUGUCUAGUUCUACUCUGGGUGAUUAAAGCCUCUGCAGCUGCUGUUGUCUUCCCUAUGAUGGUUCUAGCAUUAGUGUUCAUUCGAAAGCUCAUGGAUUUGUGCUUCACCAAAAGGGAGCUUAGCUGGCUUGAUGAUCUUAUGCCAGAAAGUAAAAAGAAGAAAGAAGAUGACAAAAAGAAAAAGGAGAAAGCAGAAGCAGAGAGAAUGCUUCGAACAGGGGACAAUGAAAGUGUACAUCUUGCAUAUGGAGAAGCAAAUUUGGAUUUUCCUGUAAAAAACCUAAAAUACAGUGUUGAUCCCUCAAUUGUAAACAUAUCAGAUGAAAUGGCCAAAACUGCACAGUGGAAGGCUCUUGCCAUGAAUACUGAGAAUGCCAAAGUAACCAGAGCUAACCUGAGCCCUGAAAAAACAGAAAGUGUGAAAAUAAAUAUGGAGUCUACACCUGUCGUGAAAUACGUGGACGCUGAGACCUCUUUAUAGGACUGAACCAAGGGGCAUGGAGUCUGUC